Messenger RNA from Lodderomyces parapsilosis, 1143 nucleotides. RefSeq lists its product as uncharacterized. The record is from RefSeq and is a predicted model, not a curated record. Gene Ontology annotation, molecular function: pyrimidine nucleotide-sugar transmembrane transporter activity. The transcript has a single exon. Gene Ontology annotation, biological process: pyrimidine nucleotide-sugar transmembrane transport. Lineage: Eukaryota; Fungi; Ascomycota; Pichiomycetes; Serinales; Debaryomycetaceae. Gene Ontology annotation, cellular component: intracellular membrane-bounded organelle; Golgi membrane. The coding region runs from base 1 to 1143 and encodes 380 amino acids.
AUGGAUAUCAGCCUCAUUUUUAUUGUACUCGGUACGCUACUUACUGGUGCUGCCAACUCGCUACUCACAAAAUACCAAGAUAACCAAUGUGUACGCAACUGUGAAGACACAGGUUCCUCCCCGCAGUAUUUCAACCAACCGGCGAUACAAACUUUGCAAAUGUUUUUAGGUGAAUUGGCCAUGUUUUUCGUUUACUUGGGGUAUAAAUGGUACUACUCAAGGUCGUAUAUUCAAUUAGAUCAAGAGGAAAGCACCGGUGGUGGUGUAGCUCUUUUCAAGCAUUGGAAAUUGGCAAUCCCAGCAAUAUGUGAUUUAAGUUGCACAACAUUGCUCAAUAUUGGACUCAUUUACGUGCCUGUCUCAAUAUACCAAAUGACUCGUGGGUCGGUAGUGUUGUUUGUUGCUGUAUUAUCGGUUGUAUUUCUCAAUCGAAAGAUUUCCAAAUUACACUGGAUUGCUUUAGUUGUGAUUACUUUGGGUGUGGCCAUUGUUGGACUUAGUGGAACACAAACAAAGGAAAAAGAGGCUACACUGAGUGCUGGGUUGAUUGUGUUUGGUAUUUUGUUGAUAAUUGGUGCCACUUCACUACAAGGGGUGCAAUUUGUUGUUGAAGAGCACAUUUUGGCCAAACAACCAAUAAUUCCACUACAAUUGGUCUACAUUGAAGGGUUUUUCGGGGCAGUGACAAUUGUCAUGUUCAUGGUGGUGCUCAACUUUGUGGCAAAGGCCGUUCAAUCACCAAAAGAAUUUGCCCAAUCCCCAUUCAACAUUGUAGAAGCAUUUUCAGAAGUUUUGGGUAACAAAACCGUACUUGUUACUUCAUUUCUUAUUAUGGCAUCAAUUGCCAGUUUCAACUUCUGUGGGUUAUCCAUUACUCAUCGAAUCUCAGCCACUGCAAGGUCAACUGUCGAUACAUGUAGAACAUUGAUUGUGUGGUUAUUUGCUGUUGUGGUAAUGCGAUGGGAGCACUUCAAGUUUUUGCAAAUGAUGGGGUUUGCCAUACUAGUGUUUGGAACCCUAUGGUUUAAUGGAGUUAUCGAGGUAGAGAACUGGAGCUUUAUCCCCAGUUGGUUAAAGGAAGGGGAAGCAGAAGAUGAGAGAACUCUGAUUGAUGAGGCAUUAGAGGAAAGACUUAUUAGUUAG